AUGCUUUUGGAGUUGGUCAUGCUGGGCAGCAUCACUCCGGGCGUGUCGUGGAUAUAUAUUAGCGGGUCGUUGCUUAGUUUGAUCAGUUCCGAAACAGCACGGGUUGUUCCUCCGCGUCGUUCAACUCGGGCCACGUCUUUGAGGUUCCCGUUCUUGGUGUCGAUCAGUUUCCGUCGCAGUCUGUUCACCAAUGUCGAUUUUCCAACGUUGGGCAUUCCUGCAACCAAAAUUUUCAUCCCCAAUGGAGGCAGCGGUUCCAUCUCGUUGCAUUUGGCUUUGAUGAGUUUAACCACGUUAUCCAAAUGGUCUUCGCGCUUGUUAUCGAAAAGCCCCCAAGUUUCGUUUUUGACGUUCCAUUUGUCAAAGAUCUGGCGAGACAGGAUCGAUUGCCGUGUCUUGGUGUACAACACGAUUUUCGGUUUUCCUCGGAGAACUUUCUCGAGCAGAGCGGAGAAGACAUGCACAAUUGUAGGUGAGGAAAAAAUCAGAAAAAAUCAGAAAAAAUCAAAGAAAAAUACCAUCUCGAGCGUUCUCAUGCCUCUUAUCGUUUUUGCGGGAUACCCAUCGAGCGGGAAGACCACGCGGGCGACCGAACUAAAACGGCUGUUUGAGGAGAAAAUUAGAUCGCUGCCAAAAGGCGAGCCGGGGUCCAACUUGAAGGUGGUUCUACAUAAUGACGAAAGUCUGGGGAUCUCUCACAACGCAUACAGAGAGUCUGUCACCGAGAAAGCUGCGCGGUCGGCUCAGAUUUCGGCCGUGAAACGUGACAUUAGUCGGUCAACAGUGGUGAUUUUGGACUCACUCGCCUACAUCAAGGGCUUCAGAUACCAGUUGCACUGCGAGAGCAAGGCCUUGAGCACUCCGCAUUGCGUGAUUCAGGUGAUUACGCCUUUGCAGACUUGUUUGGAGUGGAACUCUGGCCGUCCCGAGGCCGAAAAAUGGGACGAACAGGUGAUGAAGGAGCUUGUUCUAAGAUACGAGGAGCCAGACGGACAGAACAAAUGGGACUCGCCGUUGAUCCCCAUUGGUUUUGACGACCCAGAGCUGCCGUUUGAAGAUAUCUGGGCUGAUAUUGCGCUCAAGAAAGGGCCCAGACCGAACCAGUCGACGGUGACGAAGCCAGCUAUUGAAAUCAAUUAUUUGCAGCAACUGGACAGACUAACGGCCAGCGUGGUGCAGGAGGUUUCACAGUUCCAGGAGAUUAACGGCGUGGGCCACGAGAUCCGGCUCAGCGUGGAGGGAGGCGAGUGUGUGGUGGAAAUGCCUACAAGAGAGGUGUCUAUUGCCCAGCUACAACGGUUCCGCAGAGCGUUUGUUGGACUGAACCGGAUGCGGAACGUGGGGGUUGAACGGAUCGGCCCGUUGUUCGGAGAGUAUCUCUCGCGCGCGCUUAAUCAGUAA
Molecule: messenger RNA, 1401 nt
Organism: Ogataea philodendri
Lineage: Eukaryota; Fungi; Ascomycota; Pichiomycetes; Pichiales; Pichiaceae
Exons: 2
Coding region: 1-1401 (466 amino acids)
Source: RefSeq, a predicted model, not a curated record